Molecule: messenger RNA, 2348 nt
Organism: Acomys russatus (golden spiny mouse)
Lineage: Eukaryota; Metazoa; Chordata; Mammalia; Rodentia; Muridae
Gene: Tor1aip1
Product: torsin 1A interacting protein 1
Exons: 11
Coding region: 332-2107 (591 amino acids)
Biological process (GO): nuclear membrane organization
Cellular component (GO): nuclear membrane
Molecular function (GO): ATPase activator activity
Source: RefSeq, a predicted model, not a curated record
GCCCCACCUUCCCCUCCCUCAAGGCCAAGGACAGCGGCGUCCUCCUCCCCCUUCUCCUCCUCUUUGGUGCUUCCAGCCAGGAGGCGGGGGUGACCCACAGCAGCUGACCCAGCUCGGGCACUGCCUCUCCCCACAGCCCUUAGGACACACCAUGGGCCCGGAGGCUGGUUUGUGGCACACUAGCGACGACGCAGGCGGCGGCCCGGGCGACUCUCAACUGCCUCCCUGACCACUGCGACAACCUCCCCGAAGCCAUCGCCACCGCUUGCUGGGGAACCUAACCGCGGCAAAGCCAUCUCCACUACCGACUACUCCAGCUACGUAAACAACUAUGGCGGGAGAGAGGCGACCGACCCAGGCGCUGGGAGAAGGAUGGGCCGUCUACGUCACGCCCAGAGCCCCCAUCCGGGAGGGAAGGCGAAAGUUCGCCUCUCAAAAUGGCGACAGCAGUGACGCGCCUGCGUACGGAACUCCUCCGUCGCGCCACGGACGACGGGAAGUGAGGUUUUCAGAAGAGCCGCCAGAAGUGUACGGCGACUUCGAGCCCCGGGUGGCCAAAGAAAGGUCCCCGGGGGGAAGACGAACCCCGCCAGGAAAGUUCCGGCCAGAAUCUGCGAAAGAGGAAGUGAGAGAAAGCGCUUACAACCUUCGGUCUAGGCAACGGAGACGGCGGGGACCCCAGGAAGCCGAGGAGAUGAAGACGCGAAGGUCUGCUCGCCUGGAGCAGCACUCACCGCAGCCUCAGCCGUCUCCGGCUACGAGCAGGGCAGGGUUACGGGACUCUCAAUCCUCAAGUGAAGACUGCCGAGAGGAUGAAGCUUCCCAAGCUAUUACAAGCCAAACAGCCUCCAUGAGAACUGUCAGGACACUAGAGGCUUCAGUGAUGAAUGAAGACCCAAUAAGUCACUUAUGCAGACCCCCGCUAAGAAGCCCAAGAUCUGAUUCAACCUACAAAACAAAUGGGAAUACUAAAAUGAAUGAAAUAGAAGCUGCCGGCAUCCAACAGGUCAAUUUCUCUGAAGGAGAAACUGAAGACGAUGUAGAGAGCUCUUACAGUGAUACCACUAUCAAGGUCAGAUCCAGGGAUUCUGUUGAGUCUAGAGAUGAAGCCACCCGUUAUCCAGAAUCCCUGUGGAGGUUACCACAGAGUGAGGCCUUCGCAGCUUAUGAGAAUCAGCCUUCAGUGCUGAGCCCAGGGUGUGAAAAAAACCCUCAGCAGAGGGUUGAACAAGCCCUAAGAAUGAGGACUAGAAUGGCAGCCUAUAACAGCAUUCAGGAAUCAAACUAUAGAAUCCAGUCUCCAUCAACCUCCAGCCAACCACAAGUAGCCGUACAACCUCAGAAUGAAUCUCGUGUCAAGACAAAAUGGUGGGGGCUGGGUCUCAUUGCCGUCCUUGCUGUGGGAAUGUUUUGGUUCUUUCAUACUCCUGCAGUAGAAACCACUGCCGUUCAAGAAUUCCAGAACCAGAUGAAGCAACUUCAGUCAAAGUACCAGAGUCAAGACGAGAAGCUGUGGAAAAGAGGCACAACAUUCCUAGAAAGACACCUGAACAGCUCUGUCCCUCGGCCCCAGCCCGCCAUCCUGCUGCUCACUGCAGCCCAAGAUGCUGAAGAAGUGCUCAAGUGUCUGAGUGAACAAAUCGCUGAUGCCUACUCCGCCUUCCGCAGUCUCCCUGCCAUCCGAAUUGACGGGGCCCGUAAAGCUGAUCAAGACAGUGACGUUGUCAAACAAGAAGUAGAUCAAGAACUGAACGACGGGUUUAGAAAUGGCCAGAAUGCAGCUGUGGUCCACCGCUUUGAAUCCCUGCCAGCAGGCUCAACCUUGAUCUUCUAUAAGUACUGCGACCAUGAAAACGCUGCCUUCAAAGAUGUAGCCCUGGUCCUGACUGUGCUGCUGGAGGAGAAGACGCUGAAAGCCAGCCUCGGCCUAAAGGAAAUUGAAGAGAAAGUGCGGGAUUUCCUCAAAGUUAAGUUCACCAGAGCCGAAACGGCCAGCUCCUACAACCACAUGGACCCAGACAAGCUGAACGGGCUGUGGAGCCGCAUUUCCCACCUCGUGCUGCCCGUGCAGCCUGAAAACACCCUGAAAGGGGGCAGCUGCCUGUGAUCGAGAAAAACCGAAAUCCUGUCUCAAGUCUGAGCAGAUUUCAGACUUGGUAACUAGAGACAGAAUUGGGAGCAGUUUUUGAAAACUGGUUUUGUUUUAAAGGAAACUCAUACAUAAAGAUGGAAUGUCUAAAUCAUUUAUGCAGCCUAAUUAUCUGUGAUUUGAGAGAAUCGUGUCUGUUUCCACUGAGAACUGCUAAGGGUGUUUAGCAUAGUCUACAGUAUGUGCAGUUCCCUGAGGG